Messenger RNA from Sarcophilus harrisii (Tasmanian devil), 7768 nucleotides. RefSeq names its product coiled-coil domain containing 171 (gene CCDC171). Lineage: Eukaryota; Metazoa; Chordata; Mammalia; Dasyuromorphia; Dasyuridae. Bases 584 to 4666 code for a protein of 1360 amino acids. The transcript is spliced from 28 exons. The record is from RefSeq and is a predicted model, not a curated record.
UCCGUGCGCACGUAUCCUAGAGAUGGGGAGGCUGGGGAGAGGGCGCGGGGAGAGGCGGGGCUGGGGGCGGACGGGCUGGGAGCCCAGCCUCCCUCCCACCGACCGGAAGUGGCCGUUGUAAACUUGACCUCCCUGGGGGCCCCUUAGGCGACCCCCUUCUCCUUUCUCUUUGGAUCCCGCGGUCCUAGAAGCCGCCGAAUUCGGUCAGCCCCCAGCCCCCUUCGCUGCCCCUCUCCCCGCACCCUCCAGCAAAGUAUUUCUCCUGCGUCCUCCACCCAUCCCUCUAUGCCGGGGGCCAGCUGGGCUAGGUGGUUCGCUUUAAUUUGGAGAAGAAAUCCGGCGAGACUCCAGCCUGAGGCCGUCUGUGGGGGCGGCGGAGACUCCCAGAGAGGCAUUUGGAAUCUAUUGGCACUAUUUAAGAAGGGGAUUGACAUGAUCAGAUCUGCAUUCAAGACAAAUCCUUAUGGCAGAGACUUUGUAUCUACUUGAUCUCUAAAGCAAAAGACAUCUUUGAAGCUUUUCAUUUUCCAUAAGUAAAAAGUUGAGAAUUUUUGUUAUUUAUUAACACUCAGAAGAUGUCAUCAUGAGCAUCAAUCCAAGUAAUAUUAAUGCCGAAAUCCAAAGGUUAAAGAAUACUGCUGCUGACUUAAAAGAAAUGCAUAAAAGCAAUGAAUCAGAUUUGGAUUUCAUUACAGAUCUGAGAAAGAAAUUACAUCGAGCAAAAAAAGAAAAAUUGGAAAUAACAACUAGCCACAAUGCCCAGAUGUUGACUUAUGAGAGCCAGCUUACCAAACUUCGAUCUGAAGUUGAGAAAGGUGAGGCACUUCGACAGAGUCUCGAAUAUGAACUUGCUCUUGCUAGAAAGGAACUUGGCCUUGGAAGAUUGGCUAUUGAAGAAAAAUUAGUUGAGACACAUAAGAAGAAUGAAAAACUACGAGUACAAAAUUCAGAACUUCAGGAGAAGAUAAAUGAGAUCGAGAAAGCAUUUCAGACUUCUCAGUUCAACUGGAAAGAAGAAUGUAGAAGAUUUGAAUUGGAUUUGGAAGAGAGAGACAAUAUAAUUCAAAACUGUAAUCAAGAAUAUGAUCUUCUUUUGAAGGAAAAAAAUAGACUAGAUACUGUUUUAAAGGAGACAUUGGAUCAACAUCAGGAGCAGAAGAAUGAGCUGGAAUCUCAUAUCAGGGAGACAGCACUUGAGGAAUUUAGAUUACAAGCCGAACAAUGGGAAGCAGAAAGAAGAGAGUUACAAUUUUUAGUACAGGAACAAGAUAAUGCUAUACAAAAUAUGCAUAAGAAAAUGGAAAAUCUAGAAUCAGAACUCCUUGAUUGCACUAACCAUUUACGGCGACAAACAAGUGAAUUUGAGUUAAGCUCUACCCGAGAGGAAUUACUUAGAAAAGAAUAUGAGGCAGCCACUAUGAAAGUGAAGAAAUUAGAAGAAAAUAUUGAAGCAGAAAGAGCAGCGCACCUGGAAUCCAAAUUCAGCUCUGAAAUUAUCCAGUUACGAAUUCGAGAUCUUGAAGGAGCCUUGCAAGUAGAAAAGGCAAGCCAAGCAGAAGCUGUGGCUGAUUUGGAAAUGAUCAAGAAUGAAUUCAAAGAAGUUGAAAGUGCCUAUGAGCGAGAAAAACAUAAUUCACAAGAAACUUUUGCAAAACUCAAACUAUUAGAAAGAGAGUGUUUCUCUAAAAACAAGAAACUAAAUGAAGAGAUCGAGGAACAGAAGAAAGUAAUUAUGGACCUCUCAAAGAGACUUCAGAGUAAUGAAAAAAGUUUCAGUGAAUUACAGGAAGAACUAGCAAUGGCUAAGAAGCACCAGGCUUGUCUAACAGAGACAAAUGAAAAGAAUGUGAAAGAGUUGGAGUUGCUCUUAGACAGCUUUGCUGGGUCUGGCCAGCGGACAUCAGGCAUCCACAAGGACGAAGAUAAAGCUCUCAGCUUCUCUAUUGUCCUUGAGACUUUGAGGCAUACCUUGACAGAUUACCAGAACAAGCUGGAAGAUGCAUCUAAUGAGCUAAACUACCUGCAAAUGACUUCUGAAAAAACACUUAGGGAACUUGAUGCUACUAAACAGGAGAUGGAAUGUCAAAGCAAAAGUCUUAAGGAAGCACAGGAUAAACUGGUUAAUGUCAAUCAAGAGUUAAAUCACCUGCGAACUAAGUAUGCAGACAGAGAAUCUAUAAUAGGCACUUUAAAAGUGGAACUCCAAAAUGUUUUACAUUGUUGGGAAAAAGAGAAAAUGCGAGUAGCACAAUCUGAAAAUGAAAUCCAGAAGCUUUCCCAGGCUUUCCAUAAGGAUAUUGAGGAGAAGCUAACCUUCCUUCAUACUUUAUAUCAGCACUUGGUAGCAGGCUGUGUGCUUAUAAAACAACCAGAAGGCAUGCUGGAUAAAUUCUCUUGGUCUGAGCUUUGUGCAGUCUUGCAGGAGAAUGUUGAUGCCCUGAUCUUAGACCUCAACAGGGCUAAUGAGAAGAUAACUCAUCUAGAAUAUAUUUGCAAAAACAAGUCUGAUACUCUAAGAGAGCUUCAGCAGACCCAGGAAGACACUUUUAAUAAAGUGGCAGAACAGAUUAAAGCACAGGAGACCUCUUGGCAGAAACAAAAGAAGGAUUUGGAGCAGCAGUAUACUGAAGUCCUCCGAGAGGUUCAGAUGAAGGCACAGAAAUUUCAAGAAAUUGCUGAAAAAAAUGUGGAAAAAUCAGCCCUUAUGGAAAAAUCCAAUGAACAGUUGAUUCUCGAAAAUUCACAGUGUAAAAAUAUGUUAACUGAAACUCAAAAGGAACAUUCAUCCCUACUGGCAGCCUGUGCAUUAAUGUCUGGUGCUUUAUAUCCUUUAUAUAGUCGAUCAUGUGCCUUGUCAACACAAAGAGACUUUCUUCAGGAUCAGGUUAACACGUAUGACAUGCUCAAACAGGAAAUUAGAACUCUGGUUCAGGCUUUGUCUGAUGUGGAAGAAAAGAAGCAAAAUGAAGCCAAGUUAAAGAAAAAACAUUUCAAAGGAUUGAUAUGUGUAUUCCGGAAAGGUGUUAUUGCUGUUUUGGCAGUAAAAAGAUUUCAGAUUCUUGGCCAAAAGUGUGGCUCUCUUUUUACGUGGAUGGAAAGCUUCAAAGAAGGCAUAGGAAUCUUAGUAUGUACAGGAGAACUCAAAGAGAACCAUAAUUUGACAAGACACCGAACAGAGCAGAUGCGUUGUCUUCAAGCAGUUAGUUGGCUUACUAGUUCUGAACUUCUUGCUGCAGUAAUCAAUUCUAUGGCUGAAUUGCAGGAAGUGGUUUGUAAAACAGAUCCAAAUUCUAGGCUUUGUGGACAUUUACUUAUAAGUGCAGCCAAGAAUUCCUUUGCAAAACUUAUGGAUAAAAUUAGCUUGGCAAUGGAGAACAUACCACGGGGAAGUAGUAGAAAUUUUACAUAUAUGGAAAAGGAUUCCCUUGUUCAGCGAUUGGCCAGAGGACUUCAUAAAGUUAACACUGAAGCCUUGAAACAUGGUGUAGGUGGUCCUAUGCCCAUUAUGAAAAGUAUAGAGUGUUUGCAAAAGCAAAUAUAUGAAUUUACCCAAAGAUUGCAUGCAGCAGAAGUAGAACGCCGUUCACUCCGCUUAGAGGUCACAGAAUUUAAAAGAAACGUACAUGAUAUGAAAAAAGAGAUUGAGAAAGCCCAGAUUCUCCAAAUGCAAUUAAAAGAAUUUAAGCAGUCUAAAUUGAUCACCCAUGAGAGGUUUGAAAGUGCCUGUGAAGAGUUGAAUAAUGCAUUACUUCGAGAACAACAGGCCCAAAUGCUUCUGAAUGAACAGGCACAGCAACUUCAGGAGUUAAAUUAUAGACUGGAACUGCAUUCCAGUGAGGAAGCGGACAAAAACCAAACUCUUGGUGAAGCUGUUAAGAGUCUCUCGGAGGCAAAGAUGGAGCUGAGAAGAAAAGAUCAAUCUUUGCGUCAGCUCAAUAGACAUCUUACCCAGCUGGAGCAGGACAAGCGGCGACUAGAGGAGAGCAUCCAUGAUGCAGAGAGUGCCCUUCGCAUGGCAGCAAAAGAUAAAGAAUGUGUUGCUAAUCAUAUGAGAUCAGUGGAAAGUGCUCUUCAUAAGGUCAGAGAUCAGAUCUCGCUGUCACGGACUGCGGCAAGCAGGAAUGACUUCACCCUGCAGCUACCCAAACUGCACCUGGAGACCCUUGCAUUGGAGGGGCUGAAGGGCGGGCCAGAGGUUGUAGCAUGCCAGGCUAUGAUUAAAAGUUUCAUGGAUGUCUACCAACUUGCAAGCUCUAGAAUUGCUACAUUAGAGAAGGAAAUGACAUCUCAUCGAAACCACAUUUCAGCUCUGAAAUCAGAGCUCCAAACAGCUUGUCUACGUGAAAAUGAAAGUUUACACUCAGCCAUUUUAAUCUCCUCAUACUAUAAGUGGUUUUUCACUUGUCGAUACUUGAGAAAGCAGACAUUAAAUAUGGAGCAAUUAUUUAAGGGAUCAAGAGACCAUUCAAAUCUCUCCAUUUCUUCAAGAAGUACUCUUCAUGCUGACCGAAACAUGAAUGGGGAUUUCUUGCCACUGAAAGCUGAACUUGACACAACUUAUACUUUCUUAAAGGAAGCAUUUGUAAAUAGUUUGCCCCGGUCUCAGGCUUCCCAUUCCCCUGCUGUGAAUAUAUCUACUAAUUCCAAAAGAACAAUACAAAAUUGAUUCUGAUUUUUAUGAAAAUAACUUGGAAGUUAUAUUUAAGAAUUAAAACGCUAUGUGAAGGAUUUUCUUAUCACUUAAAUUUUGUUUCAGUAUAUAUGACAAUGAUUUGUCUUUAUCAUUAAUUUGUACGAUUCCUCAAUGUCUGCCUGUGUGUGUGUGUGUGUGUGUGUAUUUCUUGCAUAAUGAAAUAACCAACUUGUAUUUUUUAAAGUUUUAUUUAUUAUCAUAGUUGCUCAUUUUUAUGUAACAUAUUUUUAAAUGUUAAAGAAUGACACAUUUUGGGUAAUUUUCCUCAGACUUAAAAAAAUCAAUAAGCCAUUUUAGUCUCUAUCUAUCAAAGUUGUUUCAUACUUGUCUAUUUUAAAGCAGGGCUGCAAUACUUUAAUAGGAUCGAGAGAGCUAUUUGAAAUGUAUGCCAAUGAUUCCUGUCAUUUCAUGGCAGCCCUGCCAUGGUUCACUGAGCCCCCUCUUCUCUCUUGUCAGCUCAACUGAAGACAAGCAUUUAGUUGCAAACUUUAAGCAGGUUGUGCAAAACAGAAAUGAUGUGACUGCUUCUCCUCCUGCACAAUAAUGUCACUCCUGGUCAAUGUGAGAAGGUCAGGGUGCUCCUUGUAAAGCUACAUGAUACCAUUUGCCCAUUUGAACAAGUUAAGUUAACUGCUGAAUCUGGUCCCUGCAGGCGUUGAAAACUCAUCCUUUUAUCAACUGCAUUUGAUAAGAAAGUCGAACAAUUGUGCAGGGAGAAUUUCGAUGGUAUGUUUAUGUACUUUAUAAGGACAGUUCCCAAACCAGUGUUGCAGGUAAUAUAUUUAGGAUAAGCUGCAAGACUUUAAGGUAAUGGCUGCCUUGACCUUCAAAACAGACUCCUUUUUUGUUGUUGUUGGUAGGACCCAAGAGUGACGCCCAUCUUCGAUGCUGACAGAAUUUAAAACGAGGCCAUUGCCCUGCAUUUUCUGCCUUGUAGCACACCAAAGUAAAAUUGUAUGUCAGGCCGAGAUGUCGGGGAGCUGACAAGACGCCCCAGUGACAUUUCAGCUGGAAAGAGCAAGUGUCUCGCAACCAAGUGGUCAAAUAUCAAAUAAUAGGUCAAGCAGGAAGGAGCUGAGUUCUAACCACAGAGAGCUUUCUGGGAACUUACUUGACAAGCGUUGGGCGCUCUGUGGCUUGACAAAGUGAUGUUCUGUUGGGCAUCGCCAGCCUUCAGGAGAUCCGACGCUGACACUGAUUAAACUCUUUAACCCUUAAAGGUUAGAUCCUCACAGUUUGCAUUGUGGUGAGUGAAGAACAAAAGAAAAUUUGUAAUGUGUAAUUUGCUGUUGUAUUAAUCAGUGUACUCCACGAUGCUAUUAACUUUGGAUCAGCACUAUUGUUCUCAAUAGCGUUCUGAUACAAAAUCCAUAUAUGAGAUUGCUUUUCAUCAUGAAGUAGUGAUACAUUAGAAAAUAACAUUGUCUUUUAGAAUGUACAAUGUCUUAUGCUUCAUCCAAGGGGGCAUUUGGUUCUAAUUUUACUGAUGACUGGAAAUUGUUUUAUUUCUAAUGGCAAAUAAAAGUGAUACACAAAUAUUUAUAUUAGCAAAAUUAACCAAAUGAUGUUUAUUUCAUCUUAGGUAACAAAGCAAACAUGAUAGUUAAUAUCUAUGAGGGUAUUUUAUCUAAUAAGAAGUUUUAUAUAUGUGUGUUUCUUUAAUUUUUUUUUUUUUGUUAAACUGAAUCUUCCAUCAAAGUGUUCACAAUGUCUUUACUUUUGAAUUUUCCUCAAAUCUCCAUUUUUGUUUUUGUUUUUGUUUUUAAACUAAAUAUUUUGAGAGAUAGCAUGGCAGAAUAGGAAAAAAAAUUAGACUCAAAAUCCAAAGACUUGGGUUUAAAUUUUUCCAUUGAUAGUUUAUCAUAGUGAUUUUGGGGAAUCAUUUCAUCUCUUGGGGUCAGUUUUCUUAUCCAUAAGAGAGGUUUAGAAAGUUUGUUGUAAACUUCAACAUGUUAUAUAAAUGUCUUAACAUCACCAUCAUCCUGCAUUUUUGCAAUUAUACAAUUUCAACUUCAAAUAAUUACAACUCAGGCAAGUAAUUUAUUUUGUCUAUUCUGUGUAAAUAAUAGAACCAUUUUUUCUCACCUCAAAAAUUUUUGUUUUCCAUUUCCAUUCAGUGAUUAGGACAUUUUGAAUGUUAAAGAUGCUGAUGUGUUUGUUAUUUUGGUAUUGGUAUUAUCAACAGCCUUACACUUUAGCAAGAAGUUAUAUUCUAAUGUAUAGUUGAUAGAUAGAUAUUGAGUAUAUGUAAAAAUUGCCAGACUUGAGUAAACUUUAGGUCAGACACACCUUUCCUCAUUUUCAUCCUCUGCCCCAUGUCUUAGGAGAGAAGAAUCCCAGAAUUAUUUUUAAUUCACAAGUAAGCAUGUUCACAUUUCCCAUACAGCAAUUACUAAAAAGGCCAUAGAAAUGAACUUGAGUCAUCAUUAUACCAUUGCAUUCACUACCAAAUGUACUGUUAUAUUUAUACCAUAUGCUUUUUUUCCCAAAGUCAGGCUCAGCAGGAGGAAAAGAUUUAAUGGCAUAUCCUAUGGAGAUCUGAGAAACUCUAGACUGCUUCUGAGCACCUUAGUGACCAAUUGCUGCAUAUUUGAGAUCUGUAUUGCAUUGGCAAGAACUACAGCUAUAUCAGCUUCCUAACCUCCUUAAGAAUGAUCUAUAGAGUAGCCUUUUCUCAAGAGGAUAAGCUCAAAUAUUUUUGUAGAGGGAAGGAAGUUUUACUUUCCAUGUCAACAUGUGGAUUUGUUACUGACCUUCUGUGAUGUAGAAAAAUAUUCUACAUCUACCCUCAACAUGAAAGGGACCAUGAAGAAACUAUGCUGAUACCUGAGUCACACUUCUUUACAGAUGUGUCUGCCAGAAUUUUCAUUAUAAAUUCUUAUUUUGGAAGGAUAUCUUUCAACUUCAAACAUAUUCAUGAUCUGUAAAAAUUGACAUUUAAAGAUGAUUUGAUUAUUAUAAGCUUAAGUUUUGUAAGUACAAAAAUAAUACCUUAAAGUUUGAUUGACCUUCACUAAAUAUAACAAUCAUUUUGAUCAUUUUUAAUUUUCAAAACAUGUGAUAAUAAAAUUAUAA